Leptonychotes weddellii (Weddell seal) is the source of this 2008-nucleotide messenger RNA. It is a transcript of the gene GBGT1, whose product is annotated as globoside alpha-1,3-N-acetylgalactosaminyltransferase 1 (FORS blood group). Gene Ontology annotation, molecular function: globoside alpha-N-acetylgalactosaminyltransferase activity. Lineage: Eukaryota; Metazoa; Chordata; Mammalia; Carnivora; Phocidae. Gene Ontology annotation, cellular component: membrane; vesicle; Golgi apparatus. Gene Ontology annotation, biological process: carbohydrate metabolic process. The record is from RefSeq and is a predicted model, not a curated record.
UUUCCUCCCGGCCGCCGGCCUAGGCCCAGGGUGAGCCCCGGGCGCGGCUGCAGGCGCGGCCACCGGGUAUCGUCGGGGCCCUGGCGAGCUGAGUCCCUGGUUUCCGGCCCGGGGUGCUCCCCUCCGUCCGUCCUAAACGCCGUCCGGUCGCAAGGGGUGUUCCUCGGAUCCCAGAGACACAGGCUCAGAGCCUGACAGCCCUGGGAGAGGUGGACUGGCUCACCAAGCCCACUCAGUCUCUCCAAGUGCCCAGGUUCAAAGGCUUCACCCAGCAAUGCGCUGCCGCAGACUGGUCCUGGGCCUAGGAUUCUGCCUGCUGUUGGGCAUUGCCCUCUGCUUUCUGUGGAUGUUUGUGGAGAACUGGCUGCCCUUCUCCUAUGUCCCGUAUUACCUCCCCUGCCCAGAGAUCUUCAACAUGAAACUGCAGUAUAAGGGGGAGAAGCCGUUCCAGCCGGUGACAUGGUCACUGUACCCUCAGCCCAAGCUGCUGGAGCAGAGGCCUACUGAGCUGCUGACGCUUACACCCUGGUUGGCGCCCAUCGUCUCUGAGGGAACCUUCAACCCUGAGCUUCUGCAACACAUCUACCAGCCGCUGAACCUGACCAUCGGGGUUACGGUGUUUGCCGUGGGGAAGUACACCCAGUUCAUCCAGCACUUCCUGGAGUCGGCCGAGCGGUUCUUCAUGCAGGGUUAUCGGGUGCGGUACUACGUCUUCACUAAUGACCCUGCGGCCGUUCCUCGGGUCCCGCUGGGCCCCGGCCGCAGCCUCAGCACCAUCCCCAUCCAGAAGCACUCCUACUGGGAGGAGAUCUCCACGCGCCGGAUGGAGACCAUCAGCCGGCACAUUGCUGAGACUGCGCACCGGGAGGUGGAUUACCUCUUCUGCCUCAAUGUGGACACGGUGUUCCGGAACCCGUGGGGCCCCGAGACCCUGGGGGACCUGGUGGCUGCCAUUCACCCAGGCUACUAUGCUGUACCUCGCCAGCAGUUCCCCUAUGAGCGCAGGCGUGUUUCCACUGCCUUCGUGGCAGAUGGCGAGGGGGACUUCUAUUAUGGUGGGGCCGUCUUUGGGGGGCGGGUGGCCAGGGUGUAUGAGUUUACCAGGGGCUGCCACAUGGCCAUCCUGGCAGACAAGGCCAAUGGCAUCAUGGCAGCCUGGCAGGAGGAGAGCCACCUGAACCGUCGCUUCCUCUCGCACAAGCCCUCCAAAGUGCUGUCCCCUGAGUACCUCUGGGAUGACAGGAAGCCCCAGCCGCCCCGCCUGAAGCUGAUCCGCUUUUCAACGCUGGACAAGGCCACUGGCCGGCUGAGGAGCUGAUGGUGGAGCCAGGGCUGCCGUGGAUGGGGUUCCCCGGCCCCGCAGCCAGCUCGCCCCAGUGCCUCCCUUCUCGGGCCUCGGGUGGGACCAGUCCAACCCUGCUUACCUCAGGCUGUUAGCAGAAUUCAACCGGAAAAUGGAGGCCGCAAAGCCUUUGUAAACUGUAAAGGGCUGCGCCCACAUGAGGAGAACACAAAGAUCACACAGCCUUAGAACAGUCAGCCAGGAAGAGGGGAGGCAGAGGUGAAGCAGACAGGGCCUGGCAGGCUCUCCCCAGCAGAUGUGCCUUCGGGGCAGGCUCUGGAGUCAGCCCUCCUCCACACCUGAGACCCCACCUCUGCCCCCCUUCUGUUGCCUGUUGCCCUUAAAGUUGUACUUCGAAGCCCCUGGUGUGAAAGGCAGCCCAGAACCCUCUUCUCUGGCUGCCGGGGGUCCUGGGUACUCUGAUGUCCCCCAGCCAUACAGAGCCAACCCCCCGGCUCGGCCCUGGAGGGAACCUUGGCAGUGGAACAGGCCUGGCUCUCUCUGUGUCAAGCCUAGCCCGUACCCCACGGUGGGCCACACUCCCUGCCACCAGCCACCUCCUUUGUAAGAGGGUUUGGGCAGCUUUUAACAAAGGUGGCGUGGGGGGCGUCUGGGUGGCUCGGUCAGUUGAGCGGCUGACUCUUGGUUUUGGCUCAGGUCAUGAUC